CAAUACUAGUGGCACAGCAACAUCUUAAGUCAGCUCGAAUAGUUAGCCAAACACAAACUUCACAAUGAAACUCUUUAUCGGCGCCCUUACCAUUUGCCUGGUGGCCCUUGCAUUAGGCCAGUCGGCAGAUCCGGCUGCAGCCCUGGAGCCGUCCGCUGAGUACCUGCCCCCCGUUGGCGAAGUGGAGGCGGCCCAGCUCUCCGACGCCGGGUACAAGUACAAGACGGUGCGGCGCCUGAAGCUGCGCCACCGCCGAGAGGUGCCCAGCCAGGAGUACCUUCCGCCAGUAGACAACACACCCAGCCAGGAGUACCUGCCGCCAGUCGACGCCGCUGCCAUCGGGGACACAAAGGUUGCCAGCGACGGCUACAAGUACAAGACGGUGCGAAAGCUCAAGUUCCGUGCCCGCCACCGCCGCGACGUCUCCGAAAUCGCGGAGCCCAGCAACGAGUACCUGCCGCCCGUGGAGGUGCAACUGGCUCCCGAGCUGAAGACCAUUCUCGGGGACGAUGGCUACAAGUACAAAACUGUGCGCCGGCUCAAGCUGCGUCGCCACCGUCGCGAGGCUGCCGCCGAAGAAGACGCUGCCGAUGCCACACCCAAAGGAGAGUACCUGCCGCCCGCCGAGGCUGCCGCUCCCGCAGAGGUCGAGCCAAAGGCCGCCGAGGAGGGCACCGAGCUGGCCAAGGACGGCUACCGCUACAAAGUAGUGCGCCGUCUGCGCUACCGCUACCGCCACUAGGACUCCGACCCAACCACCGAACCUAGGCACGUUGAACCAAAUAGAUCCUGAUAGUACACUCGGGAAGUAGAGUCGCCCUAAGCGACUGACUUCCUCUUCAGCCCUUCCGUAAUACUUAAACUUCAGUUGAGCCCGCAUAUGGAAUAAUAAAAUUUAUUCAAGAAAAAUCAAA
Molecule: messenger RNA, 914 nt
Organism: Drosophila biarmipes
Lineage: Eukaryota; Metazoa; Arthropoda; Insecta; Diptera; Drosophilidae
Exons: 2
Coding region: 65-742 (225 amino acids)
Source: RefSeq, a predicted model, not a curated record